UUCUCAGCCAUUAAUCUGGACCGAUCACUGUUGUUGCUUCCAAGUGAAUAGAGUAAUAAUAAUGAUGGAUGUACCCGUUAGCUAAUGGAUUAAUAAACCAUCGCCUUAUUAAGCGACUUUAUUUAGUUUAUCUAGAGAGUAUUUGAGACGAGGAAAGUUGUUCAUUUUUGUUGACCCCGUUCGUACUCCGUGAUCUUUCUCGGUUCUUUAUUUUCUGCCGCAGUCAGAAAUUAUUCCAGCCUCAACCAGACCGUGUUUUUUGAAGGCACUCGCGUGCUAGUGGAGGCCAGCUAUCUUAGCUUAGCUACCUCGGUUGGCUACCCAACGACGACGGUGCGUUUUGUUCUCAAGGGAUUUGUCAGCAAAAUAUACGCUGCCGGUCUUGUGACGUUGCUCGUUUUUUGCUUUCGUAGUCUUAAUCUUGUAUAAAGACAUUUAUUCACGUAACCAAAAGCCCUUGGUUGUAGUUUGUACGAUAUCUGGCUAGCUAACCUAGCUAGCUGACUAGUUUGCUGUUGGCAACGUUAGCUAGCUAACAUAGCUGGCUAACUUUAUUGCGGUCAAAUAAUGUUGCUACAACAGUGACAUUAUAAACCAAAGGUCAGGCGGCGUCAAAGGCUGUGUAAAGCAGAGAAGGACUUGAGGGAUUAGCACAUACAGGGUCUUUGUGUCACUAUUUGUCCCCCACCCACCCCCAACGCAUCAGUUUCCUGCUGGCCUUCAUCUAUGACCACCGCCAUGACCGCUCAAAGAGAGUCCGACGCAGUGAGCUUGCGUCUGAUCCUUGUGAGUGGGAAGACUGAGGACUUCACCUUCUCUCCCAAUGACUCGGCCACGGAUAUUGCACGCUAUGUCUUUGAAAACUGGCCAACAGGCUGGGAAGAGGAGCAGGUGAGCAGUCCCAGUAUCCUGAGACUCAUCUUCCAGGGACGCUUCCUGCAUGGCAAUGUCACACUAGGAGCUCUGAAGUUGCCCCCUGGCCGAACAACUGUCAUGCACUUGGUUGCCAGAGAGACACUGCCAGAACCCAACUCUCAUGGCCAAAGGAACCGGGAGAAAACUACAGAAAGCAGCUGCUGCCUAUUGCUGUAAACAGAAGAACGAUCAACCCACUGCUCCCACAAACACGCCUCCUCUGCCCUGCCACCUUCCUCUGCUUACCAAUCAAUGUGAUUGAUGAACAGCUUGGGGGUUCAAACUGAUUUCUGUUCAUUUAGUUGAUUUAAUCCUGUACAGUGGCUGGUACCUUUCUGUGCCAAGUAAUUGAUUCUGUUUUGCUUUUUUUUGGUUGCCAAAAUUUCUUUGCUUAGUCAGGUCAUAAGAAUUUGUACAUAGCCAUAGAAAAUGUACAUUUAAUAGAAAAUGAAUGGCAGUAACAUGGAAUACCUGGAUCACCGAAAGGCAGUUGACAACUAGGAAUUCUGCAUCCUGAAAAACAGGAGCCAUCUAAGGAAUUCGGUGUGCUUGGGUGAAAAUCUGGAGGUCCCCUCUUUCUGAUUGGAAAUGGAUUUCGAACUGGCUUUGCUUUAUAAAUGCUGGCUGCAUUUUAGACUCAUUUCUGAUCAUGAAGUCAAGCGCAGUAUGUGUGUGGCAGGCCUUGGAAUUACAUUUGACUCAGAUCUUGCCCUCUGGGGCAUCAAUUGUUCCGCUGUGACCUGGACAGUACAUGACAAAGCAUCACUCCUCAACAUGAUCUCCACCACCUGCUGUGAAGACCUUUUUUGCUUCAUACAUGUAGGACCAGUAUAGAGGAGCUGAUGGCACAUGCCAUGACCACCCAUGUUUGCCUUUUGGCACAGGACCAAGUGGUCGUUUGAACCUAGUUGAGAGGCACUUUUUUUUUUUUAAUUUUUUUAUUUUAUUUUAUUUUUUUAUUUUAUUUUAUUUAUUUUUUUUUUAAACAGUUGUUUUGAUCUGUGCAUGCCCUAGUGUAGUGUUUUCUUACCCUGGGUGUGUACCUGUCGUCUUGGAAAACUGUUCACCUCUUAUGUGCUUAAAUAGUGAAGGCCCCUCCCACUGAACAUUGCGUGAAAAGGUUGUCAAAUGUGCUUGAUCUUGAAAAGGCAUUUGGUCCAGGCAGGAGUUCAGUCUGCAACCUCAUUCGCCUAAUCAGACUGUCUGCCCACGCAUCCCGAGGAAUGGCCAUCACCAGCCAGCUUAAGGAAUAGGAUAAGGGAAGUAUCGGAGGGCUCCUGUGUGAACACCUCGCCCAUAGGUACUACACCAGAAGCACGGUUGAUGUCUGGCGAGGGCAAAGAUGAGUGAACAGGAGAUCGACCCUUAAUUCCCGCCAAACCCCAAACUUGGGUGUUUUAAUUCCUAAUGUUUGUAUGCUUUCUGUAUUUUCAUUUGCUUCUAAUUGUGGAGAAUUAAUAUUAUUAAUAAUGGAAUUCUUAAAAAAAAAAAAAAAGGACUUUGUAAUCUUGUCAGUGUAGUUCAGAUUUUAAUUAGUAGACAUUUAAUGGCUGACUGUGUGUGUGUGAGAUUUUGGGGGAGGGAUGGCAUGAAUGACACAGGAGAACAGAUCAGCCGUGAGUGUGUUGAGGAAAUGGUCCUGACUCUCUCCUUUUGAGUGGCCACCCUUCAGUGAGUGAGUUUUAAUCAUGACUGCUGUGGAAUUGGCUUCACAAUAUUAAAUGUAAAAAUACAAUCUGCUUAAAAGCCUGUAUUAUAAAUUAAUUAAAAAAAAUCUUUGAAGUAA
Electrophorus electricus (electric eel) is the source of this 2701-nucleotide messenger RNA. RefSeq names its product ubiquitin-like 3b (gene ubl3b). Gene Ontology annotation, molecular function: protein binding. NCBI's taxonomy places the organism in Eukaryota, Metazoa, Chordata, Actinopteri, Gymnotiformes, Gymnotidae. The record is from RefSeq and is a predicted model, not a curated record.